ACACCAAUGACCUAAGCACCGGAACUUUGACCUUGCCAAUCGAAAUUUCAACUUCGAAAUUUUCUAAUUACACACACACAACAACAACGAUAAGAAAUUAAUAAAAAAAAUUAUAUAAAUGUCUCAACAAGUCAUCAUGUUUUCAUCUCAUUUUGAUAAUAUAUUUAUUACAUAUAUGCUAAAAAUUAUUGUGGGCUACAUAACAAUAAUAAUAAUAAUAUAAAUAAUAAUAUUAAAAAGAGAUUAUAUUUAAUUUUUUUAAUCACCUUGACUUGUCAUUCACGCCGUUGAAUCGCAUUCAAGAGUUAGAUGUUCUUCAAGUUCGCAGUAAUUUAUCUAUACAUGAAAUAAAUUAUAUAUAUAUUUUUGUUGAUAAUCUAUUUUUGGCACAACUUGUUGGUUUAAAAUUAAACAAUUAUAAUGGGUGGUCAUUGGUCUAGCAUGGACCCUUUGAAGGUAGACGUGCCUCAAAUUGAGUUGCUCUUCGAGAGAGAUUCAUACUUGAAAAUUUAUGAAAUUGAAAUUAGAAAACGAUAUGCAUUGUUUAAAGAUUUCAUUGAGAAAAUUGAAAAAGGUGAUGGAAGCUUGGAUAAAUUUUCAAAAGCAUAUGAAAAUUAUGGAAUAUUUAUUGAUGAUAAAAAUCAGGUGACAUGCAGAGAAUGGGCACCAGGUGCUCAUGAAGUUUAUCUAACUGGAGAUUUUAAUAACUGGCAAUGGAUUCAAACACCAUUUACAAAACAAGAAUUUGGAAAAUGGGAAUUAAAAUUACCAGCAAAUGAUGAUGGCACAUGUCCAAUAAAACACUUGUCUGAAGUUAAAAUAAUUAUCAAAGAUUCAAAUGGUAAAUUAUUGGAUCGUAUAAGUCCAUGGGCAAGAUAUGUAACAGAGCCAGAAGAUAAAAGCCAAGGAACAAAUUACAAACAACGUAUUUGGAAUCCAGCUGUUGAUGAUAAAUACAAAUGGAAACAUGAUAAACCAAAAAAACCAGAGAGCCUACGUAUAUAUGAAUGUCAUGUUGGUAUUGCAACAAGUGAACAUCGUGUUGGUACAUAUUUAGAAUUUGCAAAUAAUAUUAUUCCACGUAUUGUUAAACAAGGCUACAAUGCAAUUCAACUUAUGGCUAUUAUGGAACAUGCAUAUUAUGCCAGUUUUGGUUAUCAAGUUACUAAUUUUUAUGCAGCAUCAUCAAGAUAUGGAACACCAGAACAACUUAAACAACUUAUUGAUACAGCACAUGAAAAUAAUAUUGUUGUUUUACUUGACAUGGUACAUUCACAUGCAUCAAAAAAUACAUUUGAUGGUUUAAAUGAAUUUGAUGGUACUGAUGCUUGUUUCUUUCAUUCUGGACCAAGAGGUGUACAUCCACUAUGGGAUUCUCGUCUAUUCAAUUAUGGAGAUUAUGAUGUAUUGAAAUUUCUUUUAUCAAAUUUAAGAUGGUACAUGGAAGAAUAUAAUUUUGAUGGAUUUAGAUUUGAUGGAGUAACAUCAAUGUUGUAUCAUUCAAGAGGACUUGGUGAAGGUUUUAGUGGUAAUUAUGAUGAAUAUUUUGGCUUGAAUGUUGAUGUUGAAGGAAUUGUUUAUCUUAUGAUUGCAAAUCAUAUGAUUCAUAAGUUGUAUCCAGAUGCAAUAACAAUUGCUGAAGAUGUCAGUGGAAUGCCAGCUGUAUGCAGACCUGUUGCUGAAGGUGGUCUUGGUUUUGAUUAUCGUUUGGGUAUGGCAAUACCAGAUAAAUGGAUAAAAUUAUUAAAAACAACACGUGAUGAAGAUUGGGAUAUGGCUGAUAUUUGUUGGACAUUAACAAACAGAAGAUGGAUGGAAAAAACUGUUGCAUAUGCUGAAUCACAUGAUCAAGCAUUAGUUGGUGAUAAAACAAUUGCAUUUUGGCUUAUGGAUAAAGAUAUGUACACACAUAUGAGUUGUAUAAGUGAACCAAAUUCAGUUAUAACAAGAGGAAUUGCUUUACAUAAAUUAAUCAGGCUUAUUACACAUGCACUUGGUGGUGAAGCUUAUCUCAAUUUUAUGGGCAAUGAGUUUGGUCAUCCAGAGUGGCUUGACUUUCCUCGAGCUGGAAAUAAUAAUAGCUAUCAUUAUGCAAGAAGACAAUGGCAUUUGGCUGAUGAUGAACUACUUAAAUAUAAAUUUAUGAAUAAUUUUGAUCGUGAAAUGAAUUUAUUGGAAGAAAAAUAUGGCUGGCUACAUUCUGAUCCAGCAUAUGUCAGCUGCAAACAUGGUGAUGAUAAAGUCGUUGUUUUUGAUCGUGCUGGACUUGUAUUUGUAUUUAAUUUUCAUACAUUUAAAUCAUUUCCUGACUAUCCAAUUGGUGUACCACAACAUGGCACAUACAAAGUCAUUUUAAACAGUGAUGAUAAACAAUUUGGUGGUGAAGAAAGAAUUGAUGCAUCUGUUAAACAUUAUGCUUUACCUGAACCUUGGUCUGAUAGACCAAAUAAAAUGAUGGUUUAUAUACCAUGUCGUACUGCAAUUGUUUAUGCACUUGAGUAAAAAUUUAUCAAGUAAUUUUUUAUCAACAUCAAAGUCAAGACUCGGAGAUGAUAUAUAUAUUUUUUUAGGACCAUUUAGGACGACUAGAUCCACAUAAAUACUCAAAUAAAAAACAUUAGUGUAAAAAUUAAUUUUGUUGAUUGAAAUAAAUUUUUAUUUUCUAAAAUAAA
Messenger RNA from Aphidius gifuensis, 2672 nucleotides. It is a transcript of the gene AGBE, whose product is annotated as 1,4-alpha-glucan-branching enzyme. The record is from RefSeq and is a predicted model, not a curated record. Gene Ontology annotation, molecular function: hydrolase activity, hydrolyzing O-glycosyl compounds; 1,4-alpha-glucan branching enzyme activity; cation binding. Lineage: Eukaryota; Metazoa; Arthropoda; Insecta; Hymenoptera; Braconidae. Gene Ontology annotation, cellular component: cytoplasm. The coding region runs from base 421 to 2502 and encodes 693 amino acids. Gene Ontology annotation, biological process: glycogen biosynthetic process. The transcript has 8 exons.